Molecule: messenger RNA, 37478 nt
Organism: Spirometra erinaceieuropaei
Lineage: Eukaryota; Metazoa; Platyhelminthes; Cestoda; Diphyllobothriidea; Diphyllobothriidae
Source: the annotation of a GenBank genome assembly
AUGACUCGGACGACCCUCAGAAACCAGGUAAAACGAGUCUUACUGGCGAGCCAACGUUCUAUCUUUUCAGUCCCUGUGACUCGCUGCUUUCGUGAUUUUUUUUACUAGAACUUACAAUUAAGUAGUGAGCGAGCUUUGUUGGCCUUAGUAUAAUGCUCCUCCCACGUUUCUUAUGUUUGACUGUAUACCAACGGGGAAUAUCGAUUUCAACUCAGUAACAUUAUAGACAGAAGUUCCCAAUUUUUUACUAAAAACUUGAGAUGGCACAUAAUUUUGCGAAAUUACGCUUACAGGUUACAAUUCUUUAUGAAGCCUUUGCCAAUAUUGCCUGGGAUAUUUUCGUUAUUUUGCCUGUCAGCGGAAUAUGUCUAGAAUUACUUAGAAUUGUUUUCAUGCAAGUAAAUUGCAUUACUUAAUAGAAAAGCGUAACCUGAAAUUACACAUAGAAAAUGUUCUCACACAUAAUCUCAUCCCACCAAUUUUAGAUCGAGGAUUUGGCGGAGCGACUCGACGAGUUGAAUCGCAUCACACGGAUUUGCGCGAUGGGUACUCCCUUUGAAGAAACCAGAAGCGCAAACCACCACGUUCUGCCACAAGUUUUGAGCGACAAGGAAGAUCUACCCUUAGCUGACCACUUUUCGCCUCGGGUCUGCGCUCUCCAAUCAUCCAGUCUCGGUCGGCCUUUUGAACCUUAUUACGGAGAUACUGCCGAGGACGGCGGUUUUAGUCAAAGCCAUAUCACAUGUCUUAAUUCCUUGGAGCGGAUGCCUGACUCGUUAGUGCAGUCACCUCAAGCAUCACACUCGCCCCCGUCUCGACCAAUUAUCAAGCCAAUUUGUGAUGCGCACAUUCUGCAAAGCGAAGAACUUCUGAAACUUCAGGAGCGUCAAUUUAACCUACAGGUAAACUGGCCUUUUUAGUUUUUCAUUGCUCCCCUGACUGGCUGCGUAAGCUAGCGUUUACGGCCUUUCCGAUUUUUUCGUCUAUCCCACUGUCACUUCACAUAGCUCUGAUAUGCGCUGCACAUGAUUUUUGGGUUUCCUUUUCUUUCAAACUCCAAGCUCGGCCUGACUGGAUGAGAGGUAACAGGAAGGCAGAAAGCAAAAAGUGUGGGAAGGGUUAUUCUCGGAGCGGAGUUUCAUUUAGAGCCGUUACUGCAGACCAGCUGUUUCAUGACUGAGUUUAAGAUAGUCCAUGUCGGAUAUGCAACCUCAAAUAUGCGCGUACCAAGGUCAGGAUUUUACAAAGUGCCUGGUUUUCUUUAUUAUUUUGGCACGAACUAGCCUUAUGACCAAGUUUCCUUCUGACGAAUCCCAGAAUAAACCGGCCUCUGCGAGAUAUCUUCCUGAGAUCCUAAUAAUAAGGUUUUAUUAUCGACUUAUGAGUUUCUUUCAAUAGAUUAAAGCCAGAAUCCAAAUUAGUGGUGAUUUUAUGUUUUUGCUUCAGACUGAAGUCUCGUGCAUAAUUAAUGUUGUUAGCGAGGCUUUUAGUAUAUUUAUUUGAUGGUGCUUUUUACGACCACGUUCACUCUUAAUCCAGCCGAUCCCAGCAUUGUCUCACGACGAUCAGCGGGGGAAGAUCUAGAUAGCGGAUUCACUCUCCUCCAACAGUGAAGGCCCUUUAUUGUAGAUGUGAGGACCAUUUCCAUAUCUUAAUUAACUGUGUCGAACCAAGUUUUUAACGGGCCUUUUCGUCACCUCGAGUUAGGCAGAGGCAACUUUGAGGUGGCGGCACUAAAUCCAUGGGGUGGGCGACGAAAAACAUGCAUAAUCCAUUCCAACCAUCCUUUUAUGCUGGUCUAAGAUAUUUAGAUGAUGCCGUAGUAUCCAGCCCUUUCGGUCAAAUCCUAGACGAAUUCGGGGUAGCUACUUCAUUGAAUAUUUAUCAGGCAAAAUUUAUUUAAAGUUAUCAGCUUUCGUUUGUCUUCCACCCAGCAUUCACGACCGCGCAGAAGGACUGAGCGACCUGAAGCCUAGUGCGCGCCGAUGUUCGUGUCGAUCAGGAUAUCAGUAAGGUGCCGUGGGCGCCUUUGAACGCGUAUUUAACCUAUGAGAGGCAUCGGUUCGCGCGACAAUAUCGUCCUUGCUGUGUAUCGGCAGCCUAACUCCGGACUAUUUGCAACUGUUCACGUAUCCGAGCUCAUGGUCAUUAGUAAUGAGAACUAUCUCCUUCUGGUUAGCAAUGCAUGUGAGAAUACCUUGAUUUUCAUGACAUUAAUGGAAGAACUGUUUGGUUUAGUCGUUCGCUUCGCCCGAGACCUAUUUCAUCGACGUAGAUUGACUUUGCCUGCUUGAGUACGUCAGCCUGCCGCACUGCAAAACCGCGAUCUGCGUUUCCUAGAAACCUGCCAACGAGAUGCGUUCUUAUUUAAUUUCAGACCAAGCAUCCUACAGUUGUCAUGAACCUGAAAUCUCGCAGUAUUGCAGCGAUGGUAAGGGUCGAUCGCAGUACUGCGAUUUAGCUCCAAUAUCUGUCAAUGAAACUCAUACUGAAUUUAACUAAGGAAGGAGUCGUUAUUUGCCGUUUUUCGUGGUACACAAACAACUUGAAACUGUCAAAGAGUGACGAUGUUGGGCGUCUUUUAAACAAUGUCCAUUAAACCUAUGCUUCUGGAAUUCUCGGACAUUUGCAGGCGGCUUACUGGGAAUUUUGUGUGCAGGCCGGUUCACAGUAACUGAUCGAGGUUGCCUCUGGCGCUUCCACAAGGCGACGGUAGCCGUGGUACGGCAUAGUAAUCGAGGUUUACGACAUCUAUAAGCCCUUAGGUAUAACAGAUCCCAGUCUUUCCCACAGCCUUUUUACAGUGUCACAAUUGGCCAGGCGACUGAUUUUUCGUAGGAUUCGAGAACCUUCUUGUUUUGCAGCCAGGGCUCACUGAAGGCCGUGGACACGAAAAUUAGCUCGCUGGUAGGCUAUCACAAUGGCUUCACCUUCCCGGGGUUGCUGUUGUCCCAUAAGGCUUUCAUGGCUUCUCAGUGCAUAAAUUUUCCGUGCGAGCUCGCUGGACCAAAAGGGUUUACUUACUCGACACGUUUUUCUAAAAUAUUUCCUUCGGCCUGCAUAAAAAUUUUCCCUCUGGCAUAAUCGGAUGUAAAAUGUCACUCGUGCACUUUUUGUUAUAUUGGGCAUUCACUUUAAAUUAAUUCCAUUCAUCAUAUAGCGUAUUAUGUAUGCAUAAUGCGCAGCAAAUUAGGAAGAAAGUUUCACCCACUGACUUACAAGCAAAAAGGCGGAUAGUGUUAUGAAAUCGGAGCUCAACAUUGUGUCCCACAAACGGAUUUUACAUGCGUGUUUUUGCUGAAUCCAGGGAAGCACUAUCGAAGUUCCAACGACUUAUGCGUAAGAAAACCACUUUGGAUUAAUGUCAUUUUUUGACGAUCACUUUACUAUCGAGUUAAAUGUCUCCUGACUUCUCACACAUUCUCUCUCCUUGAGUAAAACAAGCCGGAUUGGAUUUGGGACAACAGCUUCCUAAAUGCGGCACGGCACAUGUUGUGGGGUUUAGUAGUGGUCUAUUACCGAAUGAUAGUCUUUACUACCCUCGGGAAGUAAUUUAUUCGUAAAGUUCUGCCUGAGACUUUGUCAGCCACAAAAGCGCCAUCUGUUUCCUUGACUUAACUUAUGAUUUUAAUACCUUCCAAAAGCACACCCUUCUGUUCGAAACGCAGGACUUUAUUCAUUGGAGUUGAUUUUAGGAUACCGAUAAAUUCUAGGCGCCUGUUCGAUUGAGGCACUUUUCAUCAUACUUCCGGCAACUGGCUACAUAAGCGAUAGCAAAGUAUAUUUUCACAAUCAUAAAGGACUGGUUGGUGUCAGCAAAACUUUAUGUCAAAAAUUAACAGGCUGAGCAGGGCUUAACUCGGAAGGCUAUUGCCUUUUCGGAACACAGUCAAGGAAGUGUAACUCAUGCGCAGGGAGUUUAGGGAAGUUAUAGGUCAACUAUACUUUUUGCAGUACCACGCUUCUAGUUCGAGUUCAGCUCUCCCGACUACUUCUUCACCAACUCUGUUCUUCACGACCUUUGAUUCUCUACGGUUCUUGUAGGAAACAGUGAUCGGAGCUCAACCGUAAGCACCUCCCGCAUGUGACUGGACCACUCGGCAUGUCAUGGAUUGCGGCCUAAACAACCUCCAUUUUACCGAAUUUUGCUGCUGAUUCCGACGUUCGACCGUCGCCCGCAUAUAGUGCGGUGGCUGUGAGCGAAUUUUGCGAACCGGACCCAUAGUAUUCCAAGUAUUCUUUUGAUGGGAAUACUGCCGAAGACAAUACAAACUGGGAUGGCUGCUUCUGGAUUGUUUGCCCUCGUAAACCAGCUCAUUGGGCAUUUACGUCAGCCGCCUUGCUAUUAAGUCGCGUGUUCACUGCCCAACACAUUGCAAUCAGCGGUGUUAAAAGAAUGAAAGUAAUACCUCACCAACUCAGUUGAGGGAAGUAGAAUUCUACUUCGGGAACUCUCAGAGCUAGUUUGGAGCGUUUUCAGGCAGUCGCCUAGCAACAAGCAGUGCGCGUUGGGGAAAUUUUGACAAAUAUGCAGGGAGAUGAGUAUUUUUGUUCAGAUUUCAACGUUUGACUCGAAAACUAACAAUGGUAAGCCGGAAUGAUAAGGCGCCUAUUGUUUAGCGCUGGAGAAAGAAAAACGACAUAUUCUAUGCAUAUUAAAUUCUUCAGAUUGCAUUAACAAAAUGAGCCAGCGGAGAAUUGCGGAGAAUUGCGAUGGGUUCUCUGAACCGCCGCAAAGUCAUAUGACAAGCAAUGGAAUCCCUCGCAAUAACUUUAACUAUUAAGGUCAAAAUGCAUGCCUCCUCCAUUCAAUAACUAGUGGCCUUCGUUUUUUUCAUUUAAAGUUCCCUACGUUCAGAAAAUUGACGAUUAAUCAAGCCAUUCAACUGCUCGGAGAAACCAAAAAGCCAGAUGACAUGAAGUGAUUUGACCAAAAGGCCCUAGCCCUGGGAUACUGCACAAAGACUGUCCGCUUUUGCUGGUUUGGGUUAAGCAGAUUAUGAGUACCUGAAUAAAAAGGUACCGUGCGAGGUAAAAGUAAUUAAACCAAGAAAAGUGACAAAGCUUCUUAAAGGAGAAUUUCAGUUGAUGAUACACCAAAUGAAUAAUGCUGUUUAGCUUAGAAAACGAGCAAAAACAGUACUCAACCAGGACUGUAGGUUUGACAAAUCAAUGACUUAUUUUUAACCGGUAAAAGAAAAGCACCGUCUUUAUAUCAUUCCUUGAAGUGAUUUAGGAUCUGCACAGCAAACCAACUACCGACGGUUGUGGUUCCACCACGUAUCUUCGCCUCACUUCAUUCAGGGCUGUCCCGUUUUAUCCGUUUGCUCGGACCACAAUUUCAGUAAAAGAUUUAACAUUUCUGUUUAAACAUUUUUUAUUCUGGAAUUGCAAGAAGUAAGUGGGUCUUGAUAACUUAGUCUAGCAGCCAAUUACUUUGCGUCAGUUUUCUGUCGAAGAAUUACUUGGACAUUUUGUAAUCUGAUUAAAUUUUAACUUAUUAUAUGCGAUGAUCUUAACUUAUGCCCACUUACUCAAAUUUUUCAACAUUCCUGUUUCGAAUGGAAUUCUUUUCUUAGUGCUUAGGCACAGGUAGAUGCCCCCCUUGAUUCUCAUUGUCAAAGCAGUCCUAAAUGCCUUCACUGCCUGUUCCUGGAAAGAAAAGUUCGACUGAAUGGCGCAGUUGUGGGCUUUAAAAGGUUUGUAGGGCUUGCUUAUAUGUCCUUCCCCACCCCCCCCCUCCGGCAGGACAUGGGAACAGGAGUCGCCCGUAGUACAGGUGACUUUGGGCUAAUUUCCAGGUAAAUUAGGGUUGGAGUUAGGGUUGGGUUUAGGGUUAAGAUGUGUUAGGGCUAAGACUAGGGUUACGGUUAAUGAUCUGGUCAGAGCACGGGAAUAUUUACCCUUCCCGAGUUUUAGGGCAAGGCCGCCUGUAUUACGUGGGUGGGGCGUUCCUAUCUGCGAGUCUUGUUUGCAGGGCCACAUAAACAAUGCCGACCAAAAGGUUUCCAGGGAUAUAUCACGACCAAUCGGAAGACCAAGUUGCAAAUUCUUGGAUCAGUCUUCCCGUUCAGCAUCACCAAGCUUUCAAUUUAUCAGUACUGCCUUUGCCUUUAGGACCACCUGAUGGAGCUGAUGCACAGGGUUCAGCACCGCGAAUGUCCCAGUAAGUCGACGAGCGUAAGGGAGGCGGGUCUUCCCGUCAGGGAGCAUGACAUUGACGAACACGUCAAGGUUCUGAAAACCACGCGGCCACCGGGGACUCAAUUAAAGUCAGCUAACAGAAAGUCAACGGUGCCGCAGAGGACAACCAAGCAUCCUGCUCCUCUUUCCAGAAACAACAAUGCCGUCGUGAGUCCCGGUAGGUCUACGGCCAAAAUCAUACCCAAGGAAAAGUCUUUCGAAAUUUUGCCCCACCUUUGUAUCUGCACUCAUAUAAGUUGCCCAGCACAAAGCGCAUUAUCAUCCAGGGCACAACGGGAAAAGUAUGUCCCGUAAUUCGAUCGGUGAAUGCCCUUCCACCAUGUUAGGCAAUCCUCUGUAGGGCCUGUUUUUUAAUGUCUACUGUUAGGCACAGUAGUCCGGAUAGCAUGCUUGAGUCCCACGGAGUCUUGUACUGCACAACCAUACUUCUGAUCGCGUCCUACUCAUUUCCUCCAAAACGUGAACUUCUUUCCCGCUUAGGGAGUUGGAAGAAGUUUAUUCCUAUGCGGGGCAUGCCAGCCGAGUAAGUAUAGUAGGGAUGUUAUCGGAGCCACAGCAUUUCGAGACCUGAAAAUUUCCCGUUCACUUCUAAUGCUGGAGGCUAGCUCUGUAUUCCGGUCGUUCGACUGUUGCAAAUGAAGAGAACCACUGCUCCCCCGUAGCGUGCACAGGGAUGACGUGCACCUAAAGCUGUUCGCAGUGAAACGGAAUCGCGAGGUAUCCACGGUAAAUGUGCUUUCUCAUGAAAUAUUGACCUAAAUUCCGAAAUACGUUUUAGAUUUGAAAAGAUUACUUACUUGUAAGAUUAAUUAUCGCGAAGUAUAAUCACAAAAUAAUUUACUCGCUCCAAAAUGCCAACCCUUGAAUGACCCUCUUUUUGCUGACUGCGAAAACUACGGUCUGAAAAAAUGACAACUUGCGCACUAUGGACUUUUCCAUUGAUUUUCAAUGCCUUUAUAAUUUCAAUUGUAUGUUAGAAAGAAAGUGCACAAAAAUAUUAUUUGUACUUAUUCGAUGGUAAAUUGCGUCUUCUUCAAAUUUUUGCUAGAAGAGAGAGGUGUAUGAAUCGAUGGUAAUUAAGAGAACGCCCGGGAUACCUGAAGUUUUAAAUUGCCCCAACCACUUAGUGCACGAUUCGAUUUCCGAUCAUGUUCAAGUAUCUUCCGGUUUUUGAAAACUUUUUAACUCCCGAAUAAAUUUUUCCCACCUACCGUUACACGUGUAUUCAGGAUUCUGAGACUACAUUUUGUAUACAUUCUGCCAUAGGAAUAUCACCGAUUUCUCUUCAGUGCUGGGAAGACGUCAUGUAGGACGAAUAAAAUUGCACAAUGGAUGUGGACCAGGUUGUAUACUGUAUAAGUGGCAUUGAUAAACGUGCUGAUGCAAUGCUGUAUGAAUGGACAUUUCGCGAUCUUCAAGAAUGUCAUAAUUAGAAACUUUUUCAAAACCGAAGAUAUCCUUUAUUCAAGUGAAAAAAUUAAAGAAACCGUGAUGUGCUACCAAAUUAGUACAAGGAAGGAUAUUGUCGUGUAUAUUUUUUAUAAGUGCAUUGUAAUUUCUAAGGGCACAGAAAAUCAAUGGAAAAAGUUCAUACUACGUACGUGCUUAUUUCUUACACAGCGUGGAAUUAUGUCGCACGAUAAUUAAUAUUGCGAUCAUGCUUAAGUAAUCUUUUCGAAUGAAAAACGUAUUUCAAACUUUCGAUUAACAUUUCAUGGAAUAGCACAUCUAUUCUGCCUCACUUCACUCUUUCCACACCCACCUCGUUCCCAUGACAAGACGGCUAAAGAUUGUCGAGAGCUUAGCAAGUGACAAAAACGAACAACACCACCCCUGCUACAUACGACCUGGCCACCGACUCCAAGCGUAUCGGUCUUCGUCAAGGAGAUCUGGGAUAUCAAAUAAACAAGAGCGCAGCGAAGGUUACGUUAUAAAGGAGCCACUGUGGUCUGACCCUCGUUCCAGCGAACGACCGAGUUAUAUUGCCCAUUGUUAACCCUAUAAGCCACAGCCAUUGGCGUGACGCGAUAGUUGAAAUGGGCUUUUAAUUUCUUAAAGGGAGGAAAUUAGGCAUUGGACGCGAGCUGCGUUGACUUUAAUCUCUUUCAUUUCUUCCCACGUGCCAGCGACCUGUGCUUGUUUAAGCGGCUGGAGAUGGGAUUGGGUUCAGCAACUGCCAGGAUGUUGUCGUCAUCUAACCUGGCUGGGAUCGCACGAAAGUGUGGGGUGCCAUAGACACUACAUUGGGGAGUCAUUGUCCUCUAAACCUUAUUCCAAAGGAGGUCCGAGCUAUGGCGUGACCUGACAGUCUCCCAGUCCACAACAUCUAGUGACCUACGAUAGUUCGAGACACAUCACACAUGUUAUAGUCAGGAGUGCACAAAUCUGUUAUGAGAAAUGAUACCUCACUGCCGGCCUCACACCUGCUUCGCCUUCUUUUUCCAAUAUGGUGUUGGUAUGGGUCGUUAUACAAAGUGGUGCUUGCACUUGCGACAUGACUCUACUUUCUCUUCCUGGAAUUUGCAGCAAAGAGUGAGGUGUAUGAAUCGAUGCUAAUUAAGAGAACGCCUGGGAUACCUGACGUUUUAAGUUGCCCCAACCACUUAGUGCACGAUUCGAUUUCCGAUCAUGUUCAAGUUGUGGCGGGCGUUAACUGAGGAUAUAUCUUAGGCGCAUCCAGACGCUGCGGAACGGAAUUUUUUCAUUGGCAUUUCCAACGGGCUAGUUAUUAUAUAGUUUUAAGGGGCUAAGGUGAAGUAGCAUCAGUUAGCUCUUGGUGACGGGAUAUAAGAGUUAUUUUCAUCCCGCAUCUACCUAAUACUGAUAGUCAUUACCCCUAAAGACUGACUACUUGUCGAUCUGGAAGGUCAUUAUGAAGAUAUCUAAAAAAAUAAUUUUACGGUUUAAUCAGGACCGCGGAACUAGAGUCAAAUUCGCGAUAAUUCCGCUGUGCUUUUCCCUUGCCGCACUGUUUAAUUCCAGUGGAUCUGAAUGUUUAAAUCUUUUGAAUACUUUCUACCGUUGUGCUCAGUUCUCAUGCUGUUUAUUUUCCGUAAAUUUUAGACUCAAGAAAGAGCAGAGCGUGGUCAUCAGAGAAACAGGGUAGGUUGCAGACGGCCGCGGAAUCGUCGGACGAAAAAAGGUCUUCCGCAAAAGCGACAACAGAACGCGACGUGCAUGAUCGAACAACAGAGGAAAUCCCGCUGGAUAUGAAGUCCUUAGCCACAUCGUCCCCACAAUGUGACCAGGAAGACCUUGUGUAAGUGAUGGAGCGUAAAGUCCUAGGCUUUAUGUGCUCUGGAUUCGUUUAUGACAGGAUUUAACGGGAGCUACACCACGAUCUGUUUUAAGUAGUCAUAUGAAACUGUUACCAAGAGUUAGAAUUUUCGAAUUGUUUGUCCGUAUCUAAGAUCCUGACAAAGAUUUUAAACCAGAGCUACACCUACUUUGUAGAAAAUAGUUAUGCCAGCCGUUCUCUCCUUCAUUGCUAUUUUAUAUAAGUUAUCGUUUUGUGCUUUGAGUGCUUUGAAGUGCUCUUCGGUGUUUUUGAAAAUGAAUAUAACCCUACUCGUUCUUGCUCACCGUCACAUGUACAAGCUGCCAUUAGAAUCUGUUUAUCGAUUCCGCUGCCCGCAACAUCUUCAAGCAGAACAGACCAUCGAAAGAGGGGCUUUCCAAAUUAAUUGUCCGGGCGGAGUUCCAAUCCUCAGCACCAUUAGCUGGCUGACCUGACAUCCUCUCGAGGCCGGGCUGCUAAAAUAACUCCACCACCGGUGCUUUCGACGGAAUGACUAUGCGGACGGGUUCACUUUUUGACUGACUGAGUGCGUGGCUAAGCCGUCUGCAGCACCCAAUUUCCACUGCAUUUUCAACCGAAAUUGUACCCUCCUAAUAACAAAAGUCCGUGUCCGAGGCACGGUUUGUCAACUCAAACGGCCAUCUUACCUGAAGGCAUCAGUCGUCAAUUCCUGUCGUUGUCAUAGAUGCGCACAAUGUGAGGGCAACUAUUUAAACCUGUAGAGCGGGAUAGCUUUCAGUAAACCACCGGAUUUUUGUCUUCUUCUAAAUACCUCACCAAGAGCAAAGGAGCUUCCGGGAACAAGACAGCACGCUGUGUAAAAGCUAGUCUCCGCUUGACAUUUAGGCAGACACCGGAGGGCGAUGGGGACGUCUCAUGUGUUGGGCAAUCGUUGAGCGCUUUUUCGUCCCCGGAUGAUGAACUCUAGUACGAAUAUGAAACGUCAGGAAAAAUACAGUCAUGCUCCCGGAGAUCUAGUCUUCUUUUCUCCGCAUGAAUGUGUGCCUGGGAAUUUAAAUCAUUAAUUCCGCCCAUGAGUACAUUAGUUCACCGAGACUGUAUUUUCUUUACAGUGUUUCGAAGCUGGUCCAUGUAGUCGGAAUAAGCAAGCUCAAAGACAAAGCUUUCCGGCUUCAACUGGGCUUUAAUUAUUGCUGACGUUUGUGAACAGAAGUGCAUCUAUCGCAUAGUUAAGACUGACUAGUGAAAGGGCAGAGGCGUGUCGGACUCCAGAAUCUACGGCCAAGUCGCUGUUCUCUUAACUGAGAGCUCCGACGGCAUGCCGUCAAUCUACAGAGCUUUUCAAAAACACUUCUUCCGACCGAGUCGAACAAUUAAAGAUGUCAAGUGAAAAAAAUACUUUUUUUAACUGGAAGCAACUUCGUUCCAUACUCUGCUGCUGAGCAAGUCUCUAGUCGGCACAGCAUCUGCCUGGACUAGAAUCUGUGCAUUUCUAAAGACUUUUAAGUCCUUCAGGGGGGUCAUCUCAGAGAUUUUUACGAUGCGUCCUCAAGGGCUUCGGAAAAUACGAAUACAAGGCCGCUGUUCCAGUCUUAUAGGCCAAACUUUGUGCAACAUUAAUUGAAAAUUUCCUCCACCCAUUCAGAAUUCACAAUCAGACGUCCAUAUUCACUUGUAGCUUUUUUCAGAUAACCUGGGCUAUUGGCGGAAUGCCAGCAUAAGAUGGCACACAGUUACAAAUGCAGUAGCUGCGACCAGGUUCUCGGCUGAUCUAGCCUGAUACUGUCAAGUUAGGCAACUCAAAUGUGCGUGACUUUUAUCACAGUACGUGCUCGCAUGCAUCUUGGAGACCUGUCCGAAUGGCUACUAAAUUGUCCUUGAGCAAACAUCGAGGAUGCAACUAUUUGAGGUACACAGUGACUAAACUACGGCAAUGAACGACUUGGAUGUGGACAUUAACUACUACCAUCGGCGGUAAAUGCGAAGACUACUAUUUAUGGUAGCCUUGUGGCAGCAUGCAACUGAAUCCUAUAAAUACUGCGCCUCUUGCGCGUCCACCAGCCUUAUCUGCGACUGUCUUCGAAGGUGGGUUCAAAUGAGAAUGCGGACCGUCAGGCGAGCAACCACCACGUUCCACGCAUUGCAGGUCAUUCUUCUAAGUAGCUGCUGAUUGCGGUACCGAGGGCCGAGACUCACUCUAACUUCGGGCUUCGUAUUCAUCCACUUUCAUUUUCAGUUUUCGUAGACCGCACAGUACCCCCUAUUAGUUCGGCUUUUUUGUCAGUGUCCAGCUUCUGGGUCCACAUUCGCCGUGUCCGUCAUAAGUAACCAAGGCUUCGCCAAGGGAAUUCCUGAAUAUCAUGCAUUUCUCAUAUGCGGGGACGGGUAGCUUAGCACCUCGAUUCCACCAGACAGUGAAGAUAGUUCGCAGCCGUUUCAGACACAUCGAGGUUUGUGACUUAGGAUGCUUCAAAUGCUGUUGCCUGCGAGAUUGGGUCAAGGCGUAAACGCAGUUGAGCUCUCGGCAGUUUGCUGUUAGCUUUAGAAAGUGAAGUAGUAGGCGAAUAAUGAAGGUCAAGAAAUUGUCGCCACCCGACUGUCGUAGUUUGCCUUCGCGUGUUCCACGGACUUAGUUAUUGCAUAUCUCUGCAUAGGGGGUUCGGACUUGUCCCGUUGGUUGCUGAAUUAUCUACCCGGGGAGUACAAAUCUGCUGCUUAACCACCUUCGCACGAUGGCUCAUAAACUCAGAGACCCCAAUUAUGACAUAGAUGGCAAGCCUACGUAGCAUUAUAAGCCUGACUACCGCGAACGACGAGGUUCACUAAUGCCCCCAGAAGGCGCAGGGUUGAAUUCCGCUCGAAUUUGUUUAUGAUGAAGUCGACUUGCACUGGAAUUUUUUCACAGUGAAGCAGACUCGCCAAGCAUCUGCCUAACUCCAUCCCUCUCACGCCCACCCUGCUCUGAUGACGAGACACAGUCAAAAACUGAAAAUUGGCUUGAGUAUAGCAUACGAGACAACCAAACAAUCCGUCUACGCGUGUUGCACACGACUUGGACACCAACCCCACACGUUUCAGACUUCACUGAGGCGGUCUCGAGGCUCAACAAAGAAGAACGCCGCCGCAGUCUGAGCCUCGUUCCAGAAAAUGAUCUGUUAAUCUCGUCAAUCGGGUAACCUUCUAAGCUAUGACUGCUAGCGGGUUGCGAUAGUUGAAAAACGCUUUCGGUUGUUCACAACGAGACAACAAAGUGUUAGACGCGAGGCGGGUUGACCUCACUCUCUUCUCUUUCUCCCAUGUGUCAGCGACCUGUCCCAGCCAAAUCAACUGGAGAGAGAACUGGCGUCAACAGCUGACGCGCACAGGCUGUGAUCGCGCGGAAGCGGGAGGUGCUAUAGACGUUGCAUUGAAGGGUGGUUUCUUUCGAACCUUUGUUCCCUUGACGGUCAGCGUUGUACUGCGAGCUAGUGGCCUGCUAGGUCACGGCUAUGACGAGUUCGAAUAUAGUGGAGAAUGUGCUACCUCGUAUCACUCAAAAGGGGGGUUACCUCAUGUCAGUCCCACAUCCUCGCAAUCUACCGUAUAUCGGUGGCCUGUGAGAGCCCCUUUUCCGAUUGGCCAUUUAAAUGAACCGACCAACUGACAUACGUGCAUGAGUCCCUCGAAACCGACGAGGACCACUGCUAUGUAUCUUUUAAGGAGCAGUGGUGACUUUUUUGCGACAUGUAGGCCAGAGAGAGGACAGGCAUAUGCAGCGUCGGGCUUACUGCCCUAUACAUAUCUUGUUCUUGACUGCCAGUACGGAGUCACACAAACAGACAAUGGAUUCGGGGACAACCUCUGCCCAGAACUGUGGCAUCCUCUUCCUACCGUACAUAGUUUUGAUUUAGUUGUGCCGCCGGUCUUGGAGCCUAAUAUGCAUUGCCCACAGUAAAAACUGGUUUCAAUCGUUGGCCGGAUUUUUCCAUCACUAAAAUCUCUUCACUUUCUCAUAAUAAGUUCUUAUUCCGGCAUUUGAAAUUUUUUUGCAUAUUUCUCGCAUUAGUGAUGGAAGCGACCUUCAGGAGAUAAAGAAGGAACUUGCCCUUCUCCGCGAGACCUUUGGUAAAGAAUUAGAGGUAAGUCCGUACCUGACCAGUUUACGCCAUUGGGACAUCCCUCUCUUUGCCUAGGGUUCUGAACGUUUUAUGAUGGACUUGAGCAUUUAUGUAAAGAAUCUGGCUCUUAAGACUGUGAUGACGAAACCGCUUUUGUGCUCUGCCACUUAUUUGCCUAUAAACUGAGAACCUCGGUUCUCGACCAAAUUAAUCAAUUUCUUAGUUCCCUUCAAAUGAAUAUUUUCCAAAAGACCAUCUGCGAGCAUACGCAUGCUUUCGAUAAAUACUCGUUAGACCGGUUCAUUUACAUGGGAACGAGGUACAGAGUAAAACGUUUGAACUGUGGCAGGCAAUACAAAGUUUCAAGCUAUCACAAUGUAGUUAUCACACCAAAGUUGGGCUGUGCUUUAUGAAGUGAACCUAUAAGAAGUUCGAAGUAACCCCGUACGCACGACACAACUGUUACCGACUGCAACUGCGCUCUCUGUUCAAAAUGGGCGCAUGGACGGAGUAGCGAGACUGCCGUAAAAAUCGUAUGCACCUAGUACUACUUAUUUGAGGAAGGUAGCGAGAUAUUUUGAAGUAUAUUUAAGUUUUCCACAGUUGGGUCAAUAUGAAUUAUUUAAAAUCUGCCAAAACAUCUAUGAAUAUACUUAAGUACUUCUGAGGGGCCAGACGAUCGCAUGUAGGUUGCACAACGCGUUAUCGGGUCCGGAUUCGUUAAAUACAGGCGAGGGGUAUGACUGUUGUUAAGGUUUUAUUUAGAAUUAAGGCUGUCGUUACGGUCAUCCAUUCUCCAGGCCGACAAACCUAAGCUACCAGUUGACGGAUUCUAGGUACUGUCAUUUGUGCCACAGAUAAAUUAGUAUUCCUAACUACGCCUCACCUGAUUAGAUGGCAGUGUAAACAAAGUUUUCUUUCCUGAAGUGUUACCAUAAGUUACUCCGCAAUGUUUUAGCUUCCUCUUCAUCAUAAUCUGUUCCUAUUUCCGGACUUCCAUUUCUCUUCAGGUUCUUAUUCGCAUGUCUUUGCUCACGCAUCUAUCCUGCUUAUCAAGAGGCUCCUCAGUUAUACAGUUCCAUUGAAGUCCUUGCCACAGCCAAUCACUGAACGGUGUCCUCCACCCGUACACGCCUGCGCACACAAGUCAGCUUAUUAAGUACAUACUAGUCAGGAGUAGGUCUAUUUUUUCUCAACCGUUCUCCUUCGUCUACCUCUGAAAGGAUCUCAAUGGAAUUUGCACGUUUGACACCGAGUAAUUGAGAAAGAAUUUGUCUUCGUUGGAACUCAGCUAUAACUUGUUCAGAACGACACGACUGUUUAGGCACUACUGACUGAAAGUUCCUGGAGUAGCAGAUAAUUGGAAAGUCACUUCCAGGGUCUUGGGAGUGUUCAAAUGGCUGCUAGAGUCCAUCGAGCCCUGAAGACCAGAAAAGCAAUUGUCAGAAGCCGGAUAGCAACGGUACCAGUACCACGUCUUUUCUUUCUAACUUCCCGAUAAAUCGGCGAAAUAAGCCAUUAAAUCAAGAAUGUUUUUCCUGUGAAUGAAGAGAUAACGCCACGGGUUCUUCCGUUUCGCCUUCUUUCAGGUACCUAUUCGUGAUUUUAGAAGGACUUUUCCUCUAUAUAUCUUUAAAGCGUCAGCAGUCAUGAUGAUAACUACCACCAUCAUCACUGCCGUCACAUUCACAAGCGCUCCCACUUAAAAAUCCGGCUUCAUUCGCGUCAACGCAAGACGGUAUCCAGUUGACCACUUUGUCCUCGCAGCCUAUGGAACGAAAGUACUCGAGAAAGUAGGCGGCGUGACCUGUCACAGUGUUUUAUUGUAUUCCUGCCAGACUCAAAUAAUUAGGUCGAACCCGCGAAGGGGUAUGGUUUAACGAUGAAAUAUUCUAGUUCUGGCGCUUUAAUUCGCCUCUAAAUCGCCUUCAUGUUUGCACGCAACACUCGAACGUGUCGCACAGGAACAGAAAAGCAACCAAGCAUGCGAUGAGUACAAUGAUUAUCUUGCAUGUCCAUAGGCAGACAAUAUUUGGGUGAUCGAGGGAGGGCUUGAAAACGUUAGUAGAAACCGACGUAUGGAAGUGAAAGCGCCAUUCUGAGAUACCCGCGGCGUGGUCUUUCAAGAGACGAUUUUGGCUACCCGUCUUCCGAAGGUGGAGAGUUCAUUUAAUGUUACAAGUGUCUAUGGGCCGCACGCCCCACCUUAUCUGUUGAGGAUACCGCUACUGCCUAUUUUCGUUGAUUCGCGCGCCUUAGUCGACGUCAUGCCCGUACCUAUUUUCUCCGACGACAAACAGCAAACCGUAAAGUUCUUGUGGAUAUUCGUUAACUCAGAAUUCCUCCGGCAGGUGACUGUUCUCGUCUCGCUUGGCGACCGACUUGCUGCAGGUAAUUUCCCUUAGCUGACAGGACGUGCGUGCGCAAUUCCUUUUAUGUUGUAGCGGGCGAAAAUAGGACUCAGGGUGGAGGAUUAAAUGGAAAACCGACCUCUAUCCUAGAAGACUGCCUCUGCUUCCAACCGGAAGGCCAAUCGGGGACAACAGUAUUCAAGAAACCGACUGGCACAUUGCUGAUGGUUACUGCAGUAACUACCGCUGCAUCAUAAACGGACUUGCAUAUUGCAGCUUACCCUCGACAGAAGAGUUAUCGCAGUACGCCAGCUGCCAAGCGGUGCUAUGUAAACCACAUCGGAGGGCGCUUCGUAGAGAGUAGAUAUUUACGAGGGUUCGCUGAGGCGAGUGAAGGAGACCAGGAAACAAAAAUAAACAAGGCACUAGGCUCAAGUUAUGGUAAAGGAUUCGUGGCGUGAAUAGUGUCUGAGGGCCUCUAAGUCAGUCUAUAGCGCCAAUUGAAAUGGGAGUUGGUGACGAGACUUACUUAACGUUUCGCCGACAGCUGGCAUACCCAAAUGACCUAAUUUUUAGUAAGUAAUAUCAUUUGUCAUCACACUGAUUCAACAUGGCUGCGGAGAAGGCUACUACGUCGGACAAGCCGUCGAUCAUCACAGCCGAGGAUGUGUUGCCAACAACUGGCGGUUUUCAGGUUAGAUCUGAAGUCACCGGUGGCAGCCCGUGCUGCCCAAACGAACACUUUUUUGUCUUUGGCGCAGUGAAGGGGUAGAUUGAGUUACGGAGCACAAGAAAAGGAACUUUAGGAUGCGUGACCCAAUCCACCGUCACACCUACCCCUCAUACGCUUCGCUAGGGUCUGUUUCACUCCUGUCAAAUGUGCUAAGUGGUUGACUGUGAAAGCUACAAACUUGAGCUUUUAAACUCUACCGUUAGCUUUUUCACUCCUAUCACUGCUCUUCUUAUGGACAAUCUAUCUGACGUCUCCAAAGUUUUUAAGUUUUUGCAGCUUCGACCUACCUGUGCACUUUUUCCUUCAGCGUGUCCAGGCUUUAAAAUGUUUCGAAUCUGGUGACUUAGAGUGCCCUUAGCAGAAGUUUUAGACAGUAUUGAGACUACUGAUCUUCACUCUCAGCUUAAGACAUAAGAUGAACUUUAUGAUGAUUCACGAACAGUGGUGGCAUAAAAGAUUCACCGAGGUCCAACGUCCUGUUUUAAGACCUUCCUCUUAGUGACUGCAGCAAAGGCCAUGACUCCGCACAUGGUACCUGUCUGUACUACAUAUUCCAGCUGGAUUUAAGUUGACAUUAAUCCCGUUUAUCCUUCCACCUAACCACUUUUCUAAACUUUAUCUGUCAAACCACAUUCUUAGCCCACUGUCCUGGAAAACUAGAUUAUAAUAUUUUCACUUUCUUCCCCUCAGGACGUUCGGAACUUUUUACAAGAAAACCGAGAAGAAAUUGAGCAAAACCGCCGGACCACACUGGAGCUCAAAUCCACAAAAGUAAGUGCUACAUUUAUUUUUGCAUACUUGUUUCUUCCUAGAGAGGGGCAGUGACCCUGGGAUUUCACUCCACUUCAUUUCUUACUGUGACCUCUGUGGCACUGUCACUCGCGUGAGCUCCGAGUCGCCCUCUUUUGUUCCGUGAAAACCUGGUUCACGUCUGUCGAACCAGGCCGCGCGCGUGUGUGGUACGCGUAGACAGACCGGGAAGCCUUGCGAGCUACUGCGCCCGAGCCCGCUCCCCGGUCGUCCUGACCCUGUCUUUUUAGCAGAGCCAGGUAGGUGGAGGAGGUGAGAGUGCGGCCCCUGUUGUGAAGGUCUGCCCUCAUCAUCAUAAACAAAUUCACGCGCAAACCACCUUUCUGCGCCCACCAUUCUGUGGGGCACACGGUAGACACCGUCGUUCGCAACAGUCGAGCUGUUAUCAGCAGUCUCCUGUUGUUGCCCUCAUCAUCGCUUGCUUCUUCCGUGCGUAACGACCGCAGCUAUGUUUUAACUAUUAUGCUUGCAAAUAAAAGACUUCAGUGCCAUUUACUUGAAUUUAUUAACAGUAAUGACAAUAGCGGUUAGUAGCCUCGGAACUUAAAGAGGCCUUUUCUUUGAGUGAGUUGUUGAAGUGCUUCAGAGAUUAUGCCGAAGGACGUAGGCCCAGGCAUCUCCGGCGCAAUAAUUCAGGCAAGGUUGGUUUUAAACGUCCAAAAGUGCACCUUGAAGCAAAAGCACACCAAAUGUCUUGCGAGUUCUUUAGUUACGCCAGGGAAAAACUGAAUCGCGAUAGAUGGGAGGAAGGUAGUUCGACGAGUGACAGAGAAAGUUGUUGUCGCAUCUGCAUAUGAAUAGACAGUUGCGCUCUGGACGUUUGAGCCUUCUAGGUGCUCACAAGGGAACUUUAAAAUACGGUUAGACAUUUAGUGAGUUGAGUAAAAUUUUAUUUUGGAAACAUUACAGACAUAGUUGAAGGGCCCGACCUGCAGCAAUGUAAGGUAUUGUUCCAGCUGCGGCUGCACCCGCAGGAUGCAGAUCUGUCUGGCAGUUGCCCUUUAAAACUUCAAAUGGGAAUUAUUGCUCGCAACAAUAAACAGGCUUGUGAAUUCUACGUCCCGUACAGUGGCUUGAAGAAGAGAUUGAACUUCUGCGGUACCUCGCGGACCGUAUGAGGUGAACGGCGUCAAAGACCAGAAUAAUUUUGGGCAACGUGAGAGGUGUUUCAAAUCCGCGUGAUCGGGACUCGACACGAUAUGGCAGACCGGUAAUGUGUAGAGAAGAGCUCAGCUCGGCCCGCAACACAAAGUCAUGCGGUCAGUGAUCCCUAUUCCGCAUUUUGAAAGUUUUUCCUAGCUAGCUCGAGCUGUCGAUUGCAUAAGUCUGUACAUCUACGUGUAUAUUCGUCUGAUCGUCGCGAACGACGAUGACCACCAUGUGCCCCACGGCAUAGUGGGCCCGGGACGGCGAUUUACGCAGCAUCUGCCGCAGUUUUUCUUUCCUCACCCUCCCGACUCCUAUGCAAAUACUGGGCAGGAGGCCCGGAUACCGGGUCGAGCGCAGGGGCUGACGGAGCUAAACAGGCCGUCUACGCGUGCCACACACGCCCGUCGGGCGCAUGAUCGACCAAGUUUUCACGGAAGCACGAGUGUGCCGGUUUAGGUAUCAUCUGAGUACGAAUGCUAUUUAGGCCACAUUCAAAAGGAAACAUUGCAGCCUGAUUCAGCGUCCUAAGAGGGGGACAGGGUUAUCCCAUCAGUUCACCGUUUUCCAAGCCACGACUUUCAGCUAAUUGUAAUGAUUCGAAAGCGCGUCCGAGUGCUAAUCGUGAGACGUUGCGCUGAAGUGUCGUGGGGACGGGGCCCCAGAGUCAACCUCGGCCUCUCUUCCCUCGCCCAGGUAUCUGCCCACUGUCCGAGUCGGCCAGCUAUCUGAUGCUGGGAUUAGGUUUGAUGCUGGCACCUAAUUGUCACCGCACCUCCUCCUUGCUCGGAUCACGUAUGCCGCCACUUUUUUUCCACCACCGGCCGGUCGUCAGGUUCGGCCUGGCCAUUGUUGCACAUGAGGGGGAAGAGAAAGCGAGACAGGUAGCCUUUCUCAUGACAGUUCAGCGCCAGUUUCAGUAUAAAAUGUCUGGCGUGCUUGGAGUUAUUACAACAACCUUGAGGUUGAGAAAAAAGACGCUUUACAUAAAAUAUGUACUGUAAAAACUGCGUUACACAUGUCUUCAAAGAAGAAGUUCUGUAAACGUACGUUUCAAGUACAUUACAUUUUAUUUUGUCAUUAAACGAAUUAAUGAAUGAGCUAGUCGACAAUUUUGUUCCACUUUCUAAGGUAUCAGCUCUAGUCGUCAUUGCACCGUUGGCGUCAUGGCCUAAGUGGUUCGGUGACGUCGGGCAAGGCGUAUGGUGAAUUGGUUCAUAAAGAAUAUUCGAGUCCUUCUUCCUACUAUUAUGGCCGAUUUUCGUCAGCAUACUUUGGUCCUGAUUACCAUGACCAAGUAAUCGUUUCCAGGUAUACGCUGAACGUCGAAGUUGCCCACCGUAACCCUAACACUAAUACUCAACCCUAAUCCUUACCAUCCUAACCCUGUCCUUAUCCCCCUGGGAUUUAGCACAAGGUCGUCUGUAGUACGAGAGGGUCCGCAUUCCUGUGCUCUGUCUCAAUUUGCAAGAACUCAUUGAUGAUUCCGGCUUGAUCGUUUUAAUUUCCUUACAAAGGGAUAUGGGUUUGUGCCUGUGAAAGGGGACUUGCCCUACACUGCAAGAUUGAUCGUUUUAAUUUCCUUACAAAGGGAUAUGGGUUUGUGCCUGUGAAAGGGGACUUGCCCUACACUGCAAGAUUGAUCGUUUUAAUUUCCUUACAAAGGGAUAUGGGUUUGUGCCAGUGAAAGGGGACUUGCCCUAAACUGCAAGAUUGUAUGCACAUGAAAGAUUUUUUUCUUUGAGGAAGAGAAGGAGAACUUCCAACCGGAGGCUCAAUCGACAUAUCAACAACUGAAUAUAUCCAACGGCUCGCACCGUCCGACGGAAGAUGCGGUAACUGGCUUGCAACCGCCACCUUUUCGCUAUGCAAAUGCACCACCACCCCUCAAUAGCACGCUUAUUGCAGCCCACAAAGCACUCAGGGAAGUGGAACAGAGAAGAAACAACUUGGAGACUAACAUCAGUGCCUUUGAGAGAUCUCGAAAGUGUCAGGGUUUCUUCGACAUUCUGGACAUGCUUGGAAAGGAUGAGUAAGGCAACCUGUACUGCUGCCUUUAUUAGUUGUUGGACGUAAGGUCCUAUCCCCUGUUCUAUGUUCCUUCUUCAGUCCCGUUCAUUGGUCGCUUGGGCAAUAUACCUCAUGUCGUUUUCCGAUAUUUGUGUUUCUGAGAAAUUAGUGGGAUCUAACUGAGUGGUUAUUUUGCGGAGGAAAGGGAAAUAGAGUGGUUGUUGGGGAUUUCUUGGAGAGCUCAGCAAUUGAUGUUGACGGAACGAGAACAAAUGGGUCUGCCUUAUGGCAACAGAAGACUGUACAACCUUGUUUCAACUUCAUGCACCAAAGCUCUGCUACGGGCGACAAACUCGAGGUCUCUAUUUGCGGCUUACGAUGGACUUUGCCAUGGUGGUCGAGUCGCGAGUUUUGUCGGUCGUUUAUGGCCUCAUGGAGGCUGCUCACAAGCCGACUUAAUUGAGCUUUGGAACUUCUUGAAUACAGUUUGUGGAGGCAGCCGUAAUCUUUAAUCUGUUUGAAACUGUGGUAUGCGUGUAGUGUAUAAAAUGCCGCUGGUAAGAUUGACCUGUCGCACCAGCCAGCUAAAAAUGGAGGGCUGCAUUGCUACUUAAGUCGCGUAGAUAGCUUCUGUAGAUUGCGAUUGCUGAUUAUUGGCCUAGUGACUGCGGGAAUUGCCAGAAAAGCAGUCACUACCUGGGAAAUCUGAUGGAAUCCUGACACUUUGUGCCUGUCAAACGCGUCACUGGAGGUAAUAGCCAUAGAGGAUAAAAAUCUUAUAUGGGCCUUACUUUUCCCAGCGCUUGCUGCUGGACGGCUUCACAGACUGAGUGUUGGUCGACUAGGCGGUUACUUGAGUUGAUGCCUGAUAUUCAAACCCCAGUAGCCUCAGGCCAUUUUACUUUUAACUCGCCCAUUUACUCGUCCACAACCGAAGGUAAAUAUAUGGUCUUUUCCGGGACUUUGCAUAGAAACGCCUAAACUAACCUCCCAUCUUCACUGCUACUGCAUCUUAUCGAAACCGUUUCUCCAGUUGACACCCGCUUCCAAGUCGGGCCGAAGUAGUUGGUCUUGAAAUUACAGCAGCCAAAAAGAUGGACAAUGAUAGUGAGAAAGCAGUUAAGAGAAUAGCCUGGAGGACGGCUUCCCAGAUAAUUGGGGUUUAAAGAUUGGACUCAAAUCCACCUGACUAUUUACUCGACCUGCUCCCCACUUCUGAAUUCGUCCGGUAUCAACUCAAAAACAAUGAAUGGCCAGGCAUGUCUUAGCAAAAAGAUCUGUGCCGGGCUUUCAAUUUUUUGUCUCUUAUCUUCUCUGAUGCUAUUGGACAUAAGUUCCACGCAUCGAAUGCAUUCACAAUCGUCCAUCCAAGGAUGACCUUUCUUCAAUUUACGCUUCAGUGAUCAAUCUGGAGUAAUCGGGCAAAGUAAUUUAUAGAUGAAUCUGAGAUGAUGAUUGAUUCAAGUAGUCCUUCCUCUCUCUGAUGUUCCAUUUUAUCUGGGAUGCCUCAAUUUAGGACGUAUAAUUUUAUUGCCUUUUUUCUUCUUUAAGGGAUGCCGUUGAACGGGCAAGGAUUAAGGCAAUGGUAGAUGAUGCCAUCUCGGGCGUUCGCGACGACCCACAGGUAAUUCCAUCUUGCUUCGGUUGCCCAGACUUUCGCUUACCAUGUCAGCAUAGUUUCUUGAUGAAAAUGACACAUUCCUUACCUACACCGAGAUGUCUCUCUUUGGUGGCGUAGAUGAGGGCUAAGAAAUAUUUCGGUUGCCCUCAAUCAGCGGGCUUUAUUCGCUGUCCUUUGGCGGUGAAGAUUGAAGGCCUCUCUUCUUUUGGCAAGGGCGUUGAGCGGGCAGGAAGAGGCGACAAAGAGCGUUCUCAAGCAAAUCAGUCAGUUUGUUUUGGUAACGUGAGGCAUACUUUAAAUUUUCGGUUGGAUACUAGAGAAGGGACCCCCUGUACUUCAGGUAGCCCUACACUAAAUCCCAGGGGGGGCACCUAUUUCUGUGCCCCUUUUUAACCCUGACCCCCUGGAAUUUAGCUUAAGGUCACCUGCAAUAGGGGGAAUACUUUAAACCGUGUCGUACCCAAUUCUCCCACAAGGAUUUCGGACUGCCUCAUCCGGUAGGAAAUCUAAGCUUCGCUAGAAGGGUGGUUCUCAAGCACCGCUUUUUGAAAAGUAGCUUUUACGCAACUUCUACGCACAUAACCUACCACUUACAAACAGGGAGAAGAAAUCUACCCACAGGGUCCUGAAAAACUAGAGUCCAUAGAAGCCUUAAAGUCUGUCAAAAACACUGCUAUCAAAAUCUGCUUGGGCAAGGAUAUCAUCCCCUAUCUGACCGUGGGGAGCUGGCCAGUUAAAGCUCGUAUUUCAGAUUAAUUUUCCACCUUUCUGUCUUCCGACGAACGCUGAAACCAGCCACAAGUUUCAACACCAAUGUUGUAUCCGUAGCUUGAAGUGCCAUACAUGACUAUCCAUCCCACAGUACUAUGCCCGUAAAAAGUCCUCUACACGCUCUAGCAAAUAUUGAUAUCUGGAGAGCUUGCUUUUCGGUUUGUUGUAAACGUCUAAUUCUACUCAUUUGAAAUUUCCUCAUUGUAAGUAAGAAGAGAUCUAAGUUUUAAAUCUAACCUGAAUCAUACGGGAGUCUGGAGAACCCUCUGAAUGGUUUCCCAGUGACGAGGCUGGUCACGCUAUUUGGUCCGAGGUUUUAGACAGUAAAAGGUUGAUUUAAAACUCCAAGGCUGAGUGUGCAGAGCUUCUGGGGGGAUUAGACUGACAGAAUCGCUAACAGUGGCGGACCGAUUUGAAAUUAAACUGUGAAAGAAAACUUAGGCUAACACUUUUUUUGCUUUUUAACGUCCAUCCACACCUUUCGUUUCCUUUUUAUCAUCCGUGCUAUUUAUGAAGCCAUCUGUUUACUUCAGCCAUUUCGCAGACGUUUGUUGGCUAAAACUAAGUGAGAAGUUCACUUUUAAAUGUUAAAACAUUCAGUUUGGACGCGUAAGGUCUUUUGGCUCCCUUUAGAUCCGAAGUUCAAAUGAGUCCCUUUGUCAAUUAUUUGCGGGUCAAUUAUAGACUUCUCGUACCAUGACGGCCACCUCUACGGUCCGGCGUCCGGUCGAUGACGCGCAAAGACGUCUUCGCGGUCGUGGUGCCGGCGUUGGCGUCAGGGGUCGCGGCGGGAAUGUAGUCAAACACGUCUCCAUCUCACCAGUUCGCCCACCGAAGCCGCCUACCCUGGCCUCGAUCAUUUCCGCCUCCCCUCCGCAGAAGCCACUUCUCCAGUUCGCACCCAGUACCCAUUCCAAGUCGCCCGAACCGAAGGCGACCCCCGCGAUGCCGGCCGGACGAUUUGAAGUGACCAGCGCACCACUCUCCGGCGGGGCCCUUCGCGUGCCUCAACAUCAGAGGAGGCCCAGACCAAUUCAGGGUACGGCCGAAGAGGUUGUCGUGUCUUUAUCUGCGUUGACCUCAGAGAGAGAGAGAGAACUAUCUGGUCACUGGGCGCAUCACCUCUCUCGAAACUAGUCGUUGUUAAAAGUGUGCUUGCUUUAGAAUAUGCCACGUAGUUGGAGCGAAGUUCCAGUACCUGGCACCGGAAACAUUUUCUACCACGAAAAACAAACACAAACGACUCGCUUGAGCACUUUGUGCCGGUCAGCAAUAUGUUUCAGGACGAUUCCUUCCAAUGAGAAACAGAGAAAAGGCAAAAAAGGUGACUAAGCUUAGGUCAGUUUGUAAGUAACCGGUAACGAAACCACGGGAAUCUUUUAAUCUACAAAAAACUUGAUAGGUGAAAUCGGAAUUACACAAAGUUAAAAAAGAAGUAUGCAAACAGUGGAGGUAUAAGUAGAAGCGAACCGUGUGGGGCAGUCCUUGAACGACAACGAUUUCUUGUCUCGCAAGAAAGAAUAACAACGCAACUGCGCAUUACCGAUGCUUGUUUUAUCGAGACGACUUCUCUGUAAGCCGCCUCAAAUAGUUCAUUCGUCCCCGCUGGGUCAACAGUAGGGGCAACUGUAACCCGGAACAUGAGAAUAAACUGUAGCCCCUAUACCCCGCUUUGUGAUCAUACGGCGUUGUCACAUGCCACUGGCGAGCGAAUUUACCGGCCCUUCAAUGUAGACUAACUUUCGUUUUUCAGAAGAUAUUCGAAAAAUGCAAACUAAGAUGUGAAACAUCAAAUCCUGAAGUGAGAUUAGCGGAAAGUGCCGGCCAGCCGCAACUUUAUCGAGUGUCAGCAUUGAACGCGGAUGCUUAUUCUCUUCACCACAUAGCCAAAUUUCCAAGCAUUUUAGUUAAAAACAGGCCUCGACGAAGUUAGGAAACUUCAGCGAGCAUCCACGUUGCAUCCUAUAAAUAUUUCAACACCUGGGCAGUCCACUACCCUUAUCUGACUCUGUCCCUAAUGAUGGAUUUGAGUGAGAAUCCGAAAUGUCGCUAAUAAAGCACUUGCUCCAGUGAUCGUGUCUCCUUCACCGCGACUACAUCCUGGAGCUCGCCCAGAAGCUAGGCCAGGCCCCUCAUGGUAGAGGGAAGCAGGCGUGGGCCGACUGUGUGCUAUCAUUUCUCAUGACAAUUCAGCCCAUUCCUUACUAUAAUAGAUCUGAUGAGCUUCAAACUAUUAUAACCCACUAGAAGUCUUGGCUUGACAGACUGCCAGCUCACGGCACAAUUGGAACCCCCUUUAGAAUAAGGUCCAGAAGGCGAUGUCUUCUCAAUGUAGUCCCUAUGGCACCCCUCACUUUCUCAAGAUCUCAGCCUCUGCGUGGUACUCGUUAGAAGGCGAAUUUAAAUUAUGUCAACAGCUGAGCUCAAUGACAUAUUCAAUCGCCUUGACUCAGUCAGGUCGCUGGUGAAUUGAAGAAGUGAAAGAGAGUUUAGUCAAUCCACCUCGCGUCCAAAGCCUAGUUUCCUCACUCUAAACGACCGGACGUACCUUUCAAGUAUCAUGACACACCAGCAGUUGUAGCUUGGGAGGUUACCUUGAUUGUCUGAUGCAACGAGACUCAGUCAGCAGUGGCUCCUCAUAUUGGAGCCUUUAUGGUGCUUCUCAUUAUUUGGCACCGGGAGGCUGAUACGUGUGGAUUUGGUGACGAGGUCGUGCGUGAGUCGCGUGGACGGGUUGAUCGGAGCAGGAUGAGUGUGCUAAGAGUGGAGUGAGGUAGGUGUUUUAGAAGUCUGCAUCACUUUGAACAAAUUCACGCACAAGUUAUCACUGGGCACGCUAAGGGGCAACGGUAGUUCUGGUUGCUUGCGACUGACGGACUCUCGUCAUACUCCGAAAACUUGCGUCGAAAACGUGUGCCACGUCUUUGAUUCGCGGUCCACUGCUCCUUUGAGGACAUCUUGGGACGCGAGGUGGGAAUGGCAAUGGGGUUAUUUUAGCAGUGGGAAACGCCUUCCAUGUCAAAAGAUGAAUUUGCCUUUCGGCCAUUUUAUGGUUAGACGAGUUGUCUUAUCUGUGGUAGACUACCAGUCUCGAUAUCGCGUAGUCUGCAACUGUUAGCUAUUCGGGUUUCUGUGCGCGCAAUUUGUGUCGGUCUCAGAUAUCCGAAUGGCUCUUCGCCAUGCAUACUUAGCAGACUAAUUUGCCAGCGUGUCGUUGGACUAGCAGCUAAAUUUCGUCCUCCUUAAGCUUUUUCCUUCUGUAUAAGCUUUUAGGGUUUGCUUGACUGGCACUUCGAACCAAUAAUAGGAAUGAUACCUUCUUGAUUAAUCUUCCUGACGUUUUCCUGAUAUUGCUUACUUUAGAUGCUGUUUCGACUACGCGAAAGGCAGUAAGAUUUGAUGAUGGAAUAAUGCCUAAUCUGGAACUACCAGGGAACAACCUGGAACACCCGGUCCGCCCCCGACCUCCGCCAAGAAGACGAGCAAUUCAGCCUUUGGGAAUGCGUCAGUAUUCGAUGUGUCCCAUUGAACAGUCCAAACCACCAGCCAAACCGGUCUGUCACCACCAUUUUGAUAAUUUCAUAAUCGUAUUUGCCCCUAAAGUAUCGAAUAUUGUCAUGUUUACCUUCAGGCGCAGGAUGAUAGCCACCUGGAUCAGAUCGGAACCGGCCUGAUAUUUAACCAUCUAUCCGGAAUCGAUCCCCCUAAGGCCUCGCAACCUUCGGUCACGGAGGUUCAUCCCACGGAUUCGAUGCUCCAAAGGCGGACGGAAGAAGAAGUGGUUUCCCGACUGUUACGCCAAUUGGCCCUUGCGUUCUCUCAACCACAGGCACAAGCAACAACACCACUGGGUAAUAUUGUCUACAGGUUUAGAUAGCAGGUGCCGAAGCAUCUGGGGUUUAGCAUAUACCGAUACCUCUCCAACCGGUCCUACCCAGAUAAACACUUGUAAACUGAAAUUGGGCAGCCACUUUACAGAUAAAAUCUAGCUAUAUCCAUCUAUAUCCAUAUCCACCUCGUAGCUCAGCUGGUUAGAACAUCGGCUGUUUUCAUGUCCUGCCUUUGCUGUCGUUGGUUCGAAUCCCAUCGAGGCCGCCGAUUUUUUCACAAUUAGAUCAAAAGAAUUAUUCAAAUCGCCCAGACCACCUAGUAAAUGAGUAUAACUCACUGGCAGGUCCCCCUUCCCCACGCCCCAACAGAACUAAAUUGUAAGUACUCCUCGUUCUGACAUGUCUGAAGUCCUCAACUCUCUUCCCCUCACUCAUUACCACUGUUCAUUGGAUGUUUUUAAUUGUGCUACUCUGUCGUGGCCUACUUUUAUUACUGUAAGGUCUGACGAGGAAUAAUCGAAAACGUACGCUCGCGAAAUUUGACUUCUCUAAUGUUUACAUGCGUAUCAUCGAAGAACUUAGACACCUGUCUCUUUGACCGCCUAGAGCAAACCGCCUUUGAUAUAUGAUGGUAGAGGGUCCCAACAGAUGAAUGGUUGCCAGCUUGCAAAGCGAAAAAAAACAGGAGGGCAAGAAACGCUGGGUAGACGGGGACAGUGGCUGGCCCCGGUUCAUUCAUACUUUCUUCGAUCAUCCGUGCACUUAUAGUAAAAUGAGGACUUUGGCUUCCGUUUAAUCAUCAGCGGAGUUACUUGUUACAUUAGUUAACCAUAUUUAAUCCAUGUACUAAGUGUCGACCACUCGGGCGCCGAAUCUGCGGGACCUUGUGGAGGCUGCUCUCCUCGAACGCGUAGCCCAAGGCGACUUGCUAACACCCCCUCCACAGGCUGCUACAGAGCCCUGUAGAGAGCAUUCUCCGGACCCGUCCAUUGACAAAUCUCCUACCGUCCUCGAAUCAAGUCACAGAGAACCCGCGACAGAAGACAUCGGUGAGAAUAGCACAAAGGCUAUUUCCUCAACCUCCACCGCGCCUCCUCAGGUUUCAGUCUGUGAUCGUUCUGCCAGCGCUCGGGUAAGCUUAAUAAUAACAUACCCUACUCCUUGCUACCGACCCACAGAGCAAAGCCGACCUUUUGCGCUCUGGGAUAAAUGCUGUCUUAUACUUUGCUGCCAUUAUCCGAGCCUUGCACAGAUCUCGGCAAUCUGCUACAACGCCAGAGGCAUAAUUUGCUGUUUUUCGCUAUCACUUGGUCGUACUCCGGCAAAUUUUUAUAGCCCACCCAUUCCUUAAAGAUGCUGUUAAUUUGACUUCUGUUCCGAGGAUUUUUUUCGUGUGCCUUCGUAUGCCCGUUGUUUGCACCUCUGGGGGCAAUGACCAAUCAUAUGAAAUUUUCAUGGAAAUUCGGAAAUGUGCUUUCGACGGAGGAGGAUUACACAAGUGGGAUUGCAAUAAUGGUUAUCGUGCAGCUUAAUCCCACAAUUCUUCAACCCCGUUAGGAUGCCGUCUCUUGUGCGCGCUCCUUUUCGACCGCUUUUCGAAACCUCACUCGACAAAAAUGGCUACCCAAUUAGCAUGAAUUUUCCGUCGAUCUUGCAUGCCCUUGUACACUUAAAUAUAUUCUAUAGAAAAUAUGUUUAAAAAUAUUUCUUGAUGUGCUCGUUUUUUUAGCAGAUUGCCUUUUCUUGAAAUUUUAUACUUAGAGAAAGGCAUAUUAACGUUUAAAAGUUUCGGAUUAUGAAAUUUUUUAGGGUCGUGAAAUUUUUUUAAAAUAGAAUCUUGUCUGCCCGUUUAUUAAUACUCCAUAUAAAAUAUACAACGCAGUCCACAUUUAUUUCAAAAUUUGACGAAUCUCAUAGAGUACCUUCUUAGUGGCAUAGGCGUAUGUGUGAUUUUCCUUUUAUAGAAAGUAUACAGCGUGUUCACUCUAAACGUCAAACGCAACUGCAACAGCGGAUCGCGUUCAAUAAUUUUUAGGACUUAUGAAAGGCGAAUUCAGUUCAAAUCAAUGCAUUUGGAGUAAAUGACAGAAACCCUUAAAACUCCACUAAAAAAUACAAUUCUUCAUGAAGCAUAGCUAAAUGGCAAAGGAUUACAGGUACUUUUAGCAUGACAAAUGCAUAAAACUCGUAGUGAAAUAAGGGUGCAAAAAAGCUGGUGAAUUUGCCAAACAACAGCGAACAACACAUUGAUUGCACUUGUCCGACAAUGUUUGAGUUAAUGUUAACAAAGUGGGUUAUUGAAAUCAAGAUAGUAGCAUGUAUGUUGUUAUAACAGUGACUUACUAACUGGGGUUUGGGGAGGUCUGGCCAAGAAGGAAAUAGACAUUUGUAUAACCUUUUCCUAGACUGAAUCUGCAGAACGAAUUAAUCUGCCUCCCUCUGUGGAUGCAGAAAAAUUCUCCAUAAAACAAAAAAUCCAGACGUAUUGUUUGUUCAUACAGUAAACACCGAAAAUCACAAAACACUAACGCGGAUUUUUUGCUAUUUCUUAGACUGAAAGAAGAUCGCUCAAGUGAGCUUGUUAGAAUGAUUGGCAUUGGACAUCGUUGCAAGUGGAUUCGUACGCUGCGUUGUGUUUGACUUAGAUUCGAGAAACGAUGCCUAAUGUGCUUUUCCAUUGAUUUUAAAUAUCUGUGUUCCUGGCUGUGAUUAACAUGUGAUUAGGAGGAUGCCUCACCAAAUGCCAACCUGUCACCGUGUAUGAAUGGAUUUCUAUUGUACAUGUUAAUCGGUAUUAUAAAUUCACCCAAGCAGUGUGUUUAUCUGACAGAGUAUUAAGAGAGUCAGGCCAACUUUUAAUGAAACUCAACAUUUUCUCUAUGUUGGUGUUACUCUUUUUAGCCGCUUAGCAGUCCAUCUACCCUAACUAGCCUGCCUCGGCGACAACUAUCUCAACACUCCCGAGCCAUAUCGGUGCAGUCUCUCCUUCAGCGAGUGGAAGAGAAGCCCUCAGAACACAGCGCUCAAAACGCGGCAUCUGUCACGGUGGACGAGAACGAGGACAGGACCCUGGACGAACAGCCCCCACUGCCACUCUCCGGGUUUGUUUCAUGUCCAAAGUAUUUCGACUUCUACAUGUGUCCUUUGACCGUCACCAACACCAACCCAUCCAUCGACGCUUAACCCCAAUCAGACAGUAGUCUACUAGAGGAAUUAGAAGCGAUUUCCCUCCGACCCAAUGUCAUGAUUAUGGGCGACUUUAACGCUCCGAAUAUCGACUGGAAUCUGACUUCUGCCCCGGGCUCAGAAUUUAACUUUGAUCGCCGCCUCCUAAAUUCUGUGCAAAGAUCGAAUCUCACACAACACGUCUUAUCCCCAACCAGACUACGUGAAGGACAACUAGCUAACUGCCUAGACCUUGUAUUGACAAAGACACCGGAAAGCGUUGAUGUUGUAAACUGUCUACCCCCUCUCGGAAAAAGCGACCAUGUAGUCCUACAGUGGGAGUAUUCUCUCUUCUCUGUACCCGAUCAAAGCAUCGUGAUUAGACGCAACAUAUGGCGUGGUGACUUCAACCAAAUGCGUCUCGACAUGCGUCGUAAAGACUGGAACGCAGCGUUUACGGGGUGUGUCCUCAAGGACUGGCUAGAACUUAAGGUCAUACUUAAUGAACUUAUCACCAGAUACUGCCCUAUGUCGAAAAAGAAAAUCACCAGCAGGCCGCGAUGGCUUAAGGGUUCACUAAAAGUUGAAGUAAACCGUAAGCAAAAGCUGUGGAAAGCAGAUCUUAGGGACAAGACAACUGAAUCAAGAAAUAGGUAUAAGGCUCAACGGAAUAGGGUAAAGUGCCUUGUUUACAAAGCCCGCCAAGACUUCGAGGGUAACCUUUUAAACUGUGCAGGAGAAAACCCAAAGCUUUUCUUCAACUACAUAAGACAAAGUACUCAACCUUUUAAACUGUGCAGGAGAAAACCCAAAGCUUUUCUUCAACUACAUAAGACAAAUUACUCGCAACAGGGAUCCCAUCCCUAUGCUAAAAACUGAUGAUGGCGUUGAACUUUAAAAGGACGACGAAAAGGCUGAACAUCUGUCCAGGUUCUUUCAGUCGGUCUUUACGAGAGAAGUCGCUGUACCCACUGAUCACUGUAAUGUGGACAAUGUCCCGACAAUUGACUCAGUGGUUCUCACAAAACCUAUUGUUCAACAGGAAUUACUGAAGCUAAAAGAAGGGACUUCGCCCGGUCCUGACGAAAUACCGGCAAAGUUGUUGAAGGAAGUAGCCAAAGAAUUGGCAGAACCUCUGAGCGUCCUCUUCCAAGCCUCUCUUGAUGCAGGCAGACUGCCUCCUGAUUGGAAGACUGCGUGGAUUUCACCGAUUCAUAAAAAUGGCAGUCGCGCUUCCGCAAACAACUACCGACCAGUAAGCCUCACCUCCAUAUGCUGCAAAGUUAUGGAGCGAAUAAUCAAACGCGAACUGAUGCGGUUUUUAGAGCAAAAUCAUCUUCUGUGCGAUGCACAGCACGGUUUCCGCAGAGGGAGGUCCUGCUUAACCAAUCUACUCUACUGUCUUGAACAGUGGACCCGAGCGAUUGAUGAAGGAAACGUUGUGCAUGUGGCCUACAUAGACUUCAAGAAGGCAUUUGACAGCGUGCCACACCAACGUCUCCUACACAAGCUCAGCCGCAUAGGGGUAAGAGGCAAGCUUUUGAAGUGGAUUGCAAACUUUUUGGUCGGCCGGUCCCAGACUGUUCGUCUUGGUGGCCAGCACUCGGCAGAGGUGACGGUUACGAGCGGAGUACCUCAGGGCUCCGUUCUUGGCCCUAUCCUUUUCCUCAUCUAUAUUGAUGACUGUAUCCAUGGAUUGGACUGCAAGAUUGCCAUGUUUGCUGACGAUAUAAAGCUUUGGACCGUCAUCCGCAACGAGGACGAUGAAGCAAAUUUACAGGCAAACUUAGACCGACUCGAAAAAUGGUCAGGCCACUGGCUCCUCCCAUUUAAUGUUACCAAAUGCAACAUUCUGAGGAUUGGCAGAACCAGUUCUGCGCACCGGCAGACGUACUAUCUAAAUCACACACCGCUGCCACUGGUAGACGUUCAGAAAGACCUAGGGGUGUGGAUAACAUCUUCACUAAAGCCAUCAUUCCACUGCUUGAAAGCAGCAAAAUCCGCAAUGUCCAGCUUAUAUCUCAUCAAGCGGGCAUUUGCCAAGUUCGAUGAAGAGUGCUUCCGCAAGGUCUUCGGGAUGUUUGUGCGCCCACAGUUAGAAUUUGCCAUUCAGGCCUGGAGACCCUGGACUGUUAAGGAUCGUGCCACCCUCGAAAAAGUCCAACGACGGGCAACCAAGCUUGUCAGAGGUCAUAAAAACCUACCUUACGAAACCAGACUUUCAAAUCUAAACCUCUUUCCCCUGGACUACAGACAACUACGUGGCGACUUAAUUCAAACGUUUAGAAUGUUACGGGGUCAGGACUGCUGCCUCGCAUCCGGCGACUUCUUUGAGCUGGCCACCACUACUAGCUUGAGAGGACACCCUCUGAAACUACAUGUGACAGGAGCGAGACUGGACGCAAGAAGGUCCUUCUUCAGCCACAGAGUGGUAAAGGCGUGGAACGCCCUACCUGUGGAUGUCGUCAUGUCCUCAUCCGUGGACUCAUUUAAGAGAAAGCUUGACCAGUACAGGGAUAUGUACCUCCACAGCAUCAGAAACUAACGAACCCCCCCUGUGCCACCCGUCCCAUCCAACGUUUUAUGUUACAAAGCAUGCUACUCCCUAUAUUUUAGUAACAUUACGUUUCACAAUUUUCGCUAUCUCCUGACCGCCACAUAUGCGCUUGCUUUAAUAUUACUUGGUCCAUUCAUUGCCGUACUGGAUAUUGUACAAUCUUGACACAGAAGGCAUUCACAGACAAAUUCAUACCAGUGACCAAUGCUUGUUGUAUGUAAUUACUUACCUAAUUUUUUUCACACUUGCCUUACACAUUGUUUUUUAUGACGUUAUUGUAACCAAAAGGGAGUUCAAAGGCGUUCGCCUACUUUUCCCUUAAUAAAUCUGAUCUGAUCUGAUCUGACUAUCCAGGAGCAGUAACCAAGUUUCAAUUAUACUGCUCUAUCAUCCGGGAUACUACAACUGGUGAUGCGCAGCACGUAGUACUCACACAUGCAAAAAGAGGCAGUGUCGGCCACUAGGCAAUCACCAACAAGGAAAGUCCACUCCCUAUUCUGCCUGUUGCCACCACGACCAAUAAAUCAGCUUACAGAACUGAGCCGAAUAGUUAACCGACCACAUCAGCUCUCCUACCCCUCUAUGAUGUCAGCGCGAGGUGCGCUAAAUUGAGUGUUAGAUAUGACCACUUAGAAGCCUGACUACAUACACAAUGCCCCCCCCCGCUACAACUCACCUCGUUCAGCCAUCAGCUGAAGCUCUACUUCUCUCACUUGACUGACAUCCAUCAAGACAGCAGCUGUUUGACAAUCUGAACGCCGCUACCGCUGAUGUCCACUGUCUACCUCACAGCAGGCUGGGCACGGAGACUGACUUGUGCAUGGAUUAGUCUGAAGUGGUGGUAGACUUGCGUUGCCUCCACCGCACUUCUCCCCCCCCCCUCACCCACCCGUACCCGAUGUCAAGACAGAGCCGAGGAGACCGGAGGUGGGAUAGGGCACAGCGACUAGCAAUGCUAGACAACCCGUCUGCGCGUGCCACACGCGUUCGCUCCGCGUACGGUGAGUAAGCUCCAACGCAAUCCAAGAACGACUCGGAUCCCAACUGAGUGCGGAGCCAUUGCAGCCUGCUGGGACCGAGUUACCUCGUCAGUUGGUAGCCUUCCAGGCCAUGGCUUUAAGCUCGCCAUAGUAGUUUGAAAGCGCACCAGACUGUUUAUAGGGAGGAGUAUGCGCUUGCUGUCGUGGGGACAGAGUUCCCGGGGUCAACCUCGCUCUCCCUUCUCCUGCUUAGCCGUGACGAAAAUUGCCGCCACUACUACUACUACUACUACUACUACUACUACUACUACUACUACUACUACUACUACUACUGCGGUUUGAACCCUUCAGUCUACUCGACAUGACAUAUUCUCAUUUUCAGUAUUUAAGGCUAUUUAUGACCAGACUACCUUCUAAAGCAGGCAGUGGAAGACAUGCCACAUUGAUAAGCCGACUUUGUAAAUGUUUACCUCUAGAGGCUUAUUGCCUGUCAGUAUCACACUAAUCCAUCACAUGUCUGACUCUCAUCAAUAUGGGGUCUGCAGGUAGUCUGUCAAAAAGAAUUGACGAGGCUGUCAAUUACAAUCGUGAACAGAUGACACCAAGAAAAACCUAGACAUUUUUGUUGGCGCCUCUCUGUCCGACUUUUGGAGAGGUUAACAUAACGUGCUGAAAACUGCAACGAAAUUCCAGUGAAAGUCGAGCGACUUCGUGACCUUAUGCGAGAUUCCACAAAAAUAACUAAAGUCAAUCAUAAGUAAGGCCACCCGCCGCAUCCUUUUAGAACAACCUCACCACUGGCCAGUCUGGCGCGACCACACCUGUCUAUGCAGUCUGAGGCCGUUCCACCGCACGAAUCUGCAAUGGCACAGUCACCAGCCCUGGUCUCCGAUCCCUGCGAACCGCCUAGAACUCCCUUACCAGUGACGGCUCCCUCACCGACUCUGACGCCACCGUCGACCUCGACUGCAGCAGUCGGAGAGGAGGCCACAGUUUCGCCGCCUUCUAAUGACAUCGCAACGCUGCGAUCUCCAGAAAGGAGGCCCUCAGCUGGGCAUCCCUCCUCCUACUCCUCGACUCUCUCCGAAGGGCCUUCGUCAGAAUGGAGCCUCACGGCGCCGCACUCCUUCAGCGACGGUGUUUGGUUAGAGGAGAGGUCUGAAGGCGAAGCGGCCCACUACUCACUGUGUCCCUCGACUGCCGCCAAGCUGGGACCCCUACCUCUGACGGACUCGCAGGAGCUCGAUAGUGCUGGCAGUGAACCGAAAGAGGUGGGAGUUUAUAAAGACUUGGUCUUCCCUGAAUGGAUUUGGUAUGAGAUAGGUGUUUUCGGCUUACAUUAUCACAGAUUCUGCUAUGAUGGCGCGCAAAUAAAAGUUUCUUAUUCGUAUUAAUGCAUGAAAUUUGAAUCAUGCACAUAACCUUUUAUUAACUAUCAGUAGUUCAGGCGUCCCACCAUGCGUAGUUAAUUUGUAGAUGCUGUAUAACCGUCCGCCACAGACUGUUUUUGCGGACAUCGAUGGCGGCGUUUCACGCUUUUGUGUAGUCUCAGUUUCGUUUAUAACCUGACAUUAUACUGCAGUCACUGCCUGGUGCGCAUUACGUAUGCAGCGUUUUUUCCUUAAAACGAAACCUUUCGUAUUGCGACUGACUUUUAGUUACCUAUCGCAGGCGUUCUAUGUGAAGAACUUGAUGGAAACACAAGGAACCGAAUUAUUAUCACAGCCACGAGGUCCCAGGGUUUUAUACCCUGGUUCGGUUUUUAAAGACGGAGCAUUAUCUCACUGUUCGAAGUAAGACCUACUACAAGUUGCCCGUUGUGGAUAAGGAGAAACCACCCUAAGCGUGAUAAUUGUCAUGUCUCCUUCUUAUGUAUGAUCCGAGUGAAGCAAUUGUCCUUACCAAAUCAUUAUACUUCGACCAAAAGUUGAGCUCUUAGUACCCAUGAGCGCCUGGACCCAUAGGUGUGGAGUCACUUUUUAUCUUCGUAUACUCCCUUGUCCAACAAUGUAAAGCGUGUGUCCCGUUUGCAGGCCGAUAGGAGUAACUCCACGGACACACUUAGCUGCGGUGAACUGACCGCAGAAAAACUUACUAAAAGAAACAGUGCCUGGGUUGCACCUUGGCGCAACCCGUUGCUCCACCUCAUGGCUCUCAAUGCGGCAGGCAGUAGUUCACGACUGCCCUGGAACCGGUUCGUUGAGGUACAGCGCACCGCAGCCGCUCUUCGCAGUCACCAGCUACGCCGUCGUCAGGCUGCUGGAGGAGGAGGAGGUGAUGCAACGCAGACAACACCCACUCCCAUGGCUUCAGACCUUAGGUGGUUGAAGGAGACCCUCACCGAGCUUGAAACAGACCCGACGUUUCCUCGCAGACAUUCAGACCCCGAGACUUCGGAUGUGCUCUCGGCGGGGGAGAUAAAAUCGGAUUUCGUUGGAAACCCCAACGAAUUACUGUACUCCAACGUGCGUGAACCAUUUUUACAGGCCAGAGGUGAUACCAAGAAACUUAUUUCUGAAUCUCGACCCCUGGGUAAGUUAGUAAAUCCGACACUAAAAACUUCUCAACGAGUAAACCCGCUCUAUUCUUUCUCCCACCGCCCGAGCCUUUCCUCCUCAGCUAUUUCUACCCUUUUCUCCUAUUUUCGCCUAUUUUUCCUCCUAACUUUUGCAUGCAUGCCAACGCCUGACCACACAGCCUCCCUCAGCAUCUGCGGUCGACUUUAGUAAAUUGAACCGUUUGAUCAAAACAUCAUGUUGGUAUUGAUGUUCGGUUACCGAUCAACAUGAGCCCAGGAAGAGAAAAAGAUGGCAUCUAGCGAAGGCCUUUUGGUCGUUGUAAAGCAGAGUACCUACUCAGAACACCAAGACAAAGACAGAGAGGGGACUGCGAUUUUUAUAAGCGUAGGUCGCUCGCGGUGACACCGUACUAUCGAAACUGAGCUUAGAUUGCACAAAUGGUUAUAGCACCUAGGGAUCCGCACAGUGUUUUAACUUCCUUAGAACGAGUUAGCUAACCUGCUACGCCUUUCGUUGUCUUCAUCAUUUUUCGUAACUCUGUCUUUAGAGUCAGUCAAACAAGGAGACUGCAAAGCGGAGGAAGCCGGUGGGAUCGUCGUCCACGCUGACACGCGACUCCCUGAGUCAGUUUCUGACACCGCUACUGGCACUAAUAACAGCCAUGUUAGCUACGAUGAGGACUUUGAGCCUCAGGAAAACUGCAACUGUGCGACCGAUACCUCUGGUGAGGGCACAAAACGCAGUCUCCUUCUCGCUGUACAGGAGUUCUCCGACGAUGAUGAUGAUGAUGAAAACGAGGAUGAGAAUGAAGUAUACGAGGAGGCCAAUGAAGAGAAACAAAUACCCGAGGAUCCAGUGAGCAGUAAUAACGAUGGGUGUGACGAUCCUUGUGUCGUGGGCGACGUCAGUCCUGGUGCCACCAGUGUCACCACUACUCAGUGGGCCAGUGUCUCCCGCGAGGGACUUCCCUGCCACAGUUGUUCGGACAUGGAACCUCACCUUUUGCUGCCCUCCACCGCACGCGACUCCUUCCCAGAGACUAUGGAAGAGGAGGCAUCGGGCUCGCCGCCACCUCCAUCGCCACAACUGAUCAGCACGCCGCGUCUCUUCCCCCAUCAGCAGAGUGAUGCAGACCAAGCACUGUUGAUGACUGCAUCGCGACACAGCAGUGGAGAUUGUGAAGGGGAGGAAAAGGUGGUGCAGCGGUUAGGUGAGCAGGCCGAGUUUCCAAACGAAAGCCUGAGACUCGAUGCUGAGUGUCUCCGUCUCUCCACCCCACCGGAAUCCCUUCUUGAGGCCACAGACCUACCAUCAACUGAACAACUUCUAGAUAAUGCUCUUCGCCAGACUAUCUCGCUUAGUAGCUCCUUUGCUGACGAAGAAGUGGAUGAGGGAGUGAACAAAGUGGCAGACUCCAAUAAGUAG